Messenger RNA from Sesamum indicum (sesame), 1261 nucleotides. Its product is annotated as Homeodomain-like superfamily protein. Gene Ontology annotation, biological process: response to gibberellin; response to ethylene. Gene Ontology annotation, molecular function: DNA binding. Lineage: Eukaryota; Viridiplantae; Streptophyta; Magnoliopsida; Lamiales; Pedaliaceae. The record is from RefSeq and is a predicted model, not a curated record.
UCCAAUCCUCAUUCAUCCAUUUUCACUCAUCAUUCUGCAUCUGCUGCGAAGAGAAUAAUCCCCCGAGAGAGAAUGUCGCAGAGUAGCGAGGCGACGUCCGCCGCCGUGGGAGGUGGUGGCGGGGGCGGCGAGAUUAUGUUGUUUGGGGUGAGAGUUAAAGUUGAUCCCAUGAGGACGAGCGUCAGUAUGAAUAAUCUCUCUGAAUACGAGCCUGUUAACACCACUGGCAAUCCCAAAAUUAGUGGUAAUGAGGUGCCGAAGGCUGUGGCGGAGGACGGUGGCACCGCCGGGUACGCCUCCGCCGAUGACGCCGUGCCGCAGCCAUCAAACGGCAAUCGCGAGCGUAAGCGAGGAGUUCCAUGGACAGAGGAGGAGCACAAGCUAUUCCUCAUUGGAUUGCAGAAGGUUGGAAGAGGAGACUGGAGAGGAAUCUCUAGAAAUUAUGUCAAAACUCGUACGCCAACCCAAGUUGCUAGCCAUGCCCAGAAAUACUUCCUCCGCCGAAGUAACCUUAAUCGCCGCCGCCGCCGUUCCAGUCUUUUCGACAUCACCACUGACUCGGUUGCUGCGAUGCCAGUUGAAGAGGGCAAGAACCAUCAAGAGAGUGCAGCCCAGUCGGUUGCUCCUCCAACUACACUGCCUCUGCCUAUUACUUCCAAUGUCAAUGGAUUCUCAGUUGUGCCUUUUCCGGUGAACAUUGGCCCUGUUUUGUUCUCAGUGCAAAAUGGAAAUCCCAUGGAAAAUUCCACUCUUGGGCAAAGUGAUCUACCUAACAAUUCAUCAUCAAUGCUCGUUCGCCCAGUCCCCAUUGUUCCUAUGCCUGCUUCCUCAACAAUGGUGGAUCUCAACUUAAAGCAACAAUCGCCAAUCGAACCUUCACUGUUAUCUUUGAGGCUGUCACUUUCAUCAGGUCAGGAUCAGCCAUCAACAAGGGACUCAGCUUUCCAGAUGCUGCCAAGCUUCAAAAACGGUGAUAGCAUCAUAACCGUUGCUUGACGUUCUUGAAACUCAGAAAAUAAAAUUGGAAAAAAAGACCACCAAUGGUAAUUAGAGAUAUUCAAUUAUGAAAAUAGAGGGCUUUAAUCAAGCAAUAGAUUAGUCACUUAGCUCGGCUAGAAAUCCAUCUUUUUUCAUUGUACAGACCGGAGAAACAUCAUGCUGUGUUGUACUUGUUUUCCUUAUGCUAAUAUUUUUAGAUUCUUGCUUGGUUUUUGUCUCCUUCCUCUGUGGUUGAGAAUAAAAUAGAGACCAAUUAUGCAAA